Messenger RNA from Symbiodinium necroappetens, 574 nucleotides. NCBI's taxonomy places the organism in Eukaryota, Dinophyceae, Suessiales, Symbiodiniaceae. The record is from the annotation of a GenBank genome assembly.
AUGAGCUCGGACAGCCCUUGCCGCUUGUCGCUUGCAUGGCUGACCUACGCCACCAGCACCGGUGAUGAGUGGCCGAACUGGGACCACAAGAAUCGGACUACGGUGACUGCCAUGAAGCUUUGCCCACAGAUCCAUGUAGCAGUUGCCGAUUCCCGACUCAGUGGGUGUCUCAUGCAGCAGCAUCACAACGGUCAGGCCGUGCAGGGUGUUGGACACUGGUUGAGUGUCGAGAUUGGCAGGCAAUAUGGCCAUCGAUUUUUUCACAUGGAUUUGCACGGAGUUUUGGAAGCAAAGCUGUCUCAUUUCGUUCUGGCCUGCCGCGUCUUCCCCGGUGUGGCCAUCCGUUUGGUGCCGAGGAGUUUCUACAUGCAGCAGAUGGCGCAGUACGACCCACCUGAGAUUGAGCAGGAACCCGGCUGCCAGACUUCAGGCUCCAUUGGAGAAGUUGUACCUGAACGUGCGGAGCUUGGGAAAUGGGUGGGUUGGGCAUCCAGUGGCCAACGUGACCCAACAAAAGAUCAAACCCCCCUGCAAAAAUGCCGAAACCGCCGAAACCGAAACUGCUGCAGAAUAG